AUGGAGAGGUGGCCAAAGCAGUGCGGGAACGUUAAACCUUCGUUCGCCUCGGCCCUCCUCGACUUCAUCGACCGGUCCAUCGACGAGACCGACGGCGGAGCAGUGAGAGAGCACCGCACCGGCGGAGCGCCUGACCGCCUCUACGACCGUGGCCCGGCCGCCGUUAAGAAGCAGUGGAGCUUCGUAGCCGACCGGUGGCCAGUGGAGAGGAGAAGCAACGUACCGGUGGCCAGUGGAGAGGAGAAGCAACGUACCCGACUUCGCAAGCCCGAUAACCGCCGUGGUUUCUUGGCAAACUCGACUUUCAUCUCCUCUGACUGCUCCAGUUACGGUGGGUUCUCGUCCUCCAAUGCCGAGUCGGUGCCCCACCCGGCCGGGCUCCGGUCGAUCCGCAUCGGCAGUUUUCUUUACCGGUCCGAGGAGGCCAUCUCGAAACCCCCGGCUCCGCCGCGGCCGGUGGCCGCGUCGCCACCAGCGCACCCCCACCAGGACAAGAAGAAGUCGGGCUUGAUCCGGAGCAAGUUCCGGGAUCUGAGGAAGUCCAAGUCUCCGGCGUCGCUGGGGGCCCGCCUCGCCAGCUUCCUCAACUCCCCCUUCACCGCGGCCGCCGCCGGGCCCGCCUCUGACCCGCCUCUGGCAGGGAUGAGCUUCCGGCGUACGAGACCACUCACUUUGGCACCAAUCGCGCCGUCUCCCACGGUCUCAUCGUGGAAUUAAACAAAAAAAAUGGAAAUGAGA
Molecule: messenger RNA, 738 nt
Organism: Phoenix dactylifera (date palm)
Lineage: Eukaryota; Viridiplantae; Streptophyta; Magnoliopsida; Arecales; Arecaceae
Product: protein BIG GRAIN 1-like
Biological process (GO): auxin-activated signaling pathway
Source: RefSeq, a predicted model, not a curated record